Messenger RNA from Macrobrachium nipponense, 837 nucleotides. RefSeq names its product protein odd-skipped-like. Gene Ontology annotation, cellular component: nucleus. Gene Ontology annotation, molecular function: DNA-binding transcription factor activity, RNA polymerase II-specific; RNA polymerase II transcription regulatory region sequence-specific DNA binding. The transcript has a single exon. Gene Ontology annotation, biological process: embryo development; regulation of transcription by RNA polymerase II. The record is from RefSeq and is a predicted model, not a curated record. Bases 1 to 837 code for a protein of 278 amino acids. Lineage: Eukaryota; Metazoa; Arthropoda; Malacostraca; Decapoda; Palaemonidae.
AUGUCACUGUCGUAUAUAGCGAGCGACCUUCGGAAGCUGGGGACAAGUGGCUACCUGAGCAGCAUGGAAAGUUCACCUGUCCUCAGCCGCCAGUUCCAGCAGUCCUACGGCUCCAUGGCCCCGUCCUCUGUCCCUUCGUUUCCUCUAGUCUCACCUUCGUCAGCGUUGAAACUAAACGGUCAAUUUCCUUUGACUGUGGACCCCAGAGUAAUGGGUAUUCUACAUAAUUACGCUACUGUCAAUCAACUACCCUGGGCGGCAGCAGCCGCCCUUGGCGUCAGUGAUUUUGCCCUAAACCGCCUCCUGAUGGCGCCCGGAAGUCGACUGAGCCGCCCUAAGAAACGAUACAUCUGCAAAUAUUGCCAGCGAGAGUUCACGAAGAGUUACAACCUGCUGAUCCACGAGAGGACCCACACGGACGAGAGGCCCUUCCCCUGCGACGUCUGCGGCAAGGCCUUCAGGAGGCAGGACCACCUGAGGGACCACAAGUACAUCCACAGCAAGGAGAAGCCCUUCAAGUGCACCGUCUGCAACAAGGGAUUCUGUCAGGCCAGGACUCUGGCCGUGCACAAGGCCCAGCACGCUCAUGAUUCUAGCUCGCCUCCUCCUCCUACAGACGGUCACCCGUCCACAAGAAAACCUCCAGUCACCUCAGCGAUACCAACCCUGAGUGACUCCCACGAAGAGCAUGUGAUUGACGUGUUACGCUGUGACGAUGCAGAAGAAGACGUCGUGGUGCAAGACGAAAAUGUGUUACAGACUGUGACCGAAGAAGAGGCAUUUUUGGCGCCCAAGAGAAGACUAGGUUUUUCUAUAGAGGAUAUAAUGCGGAGAUAA